GACUAUAUCUUUCCUUCACAAACAUCCAUAUCACCAUUUUGGGUUUUGCCUGGUCCCUCUUUGAUUUUCCACCAUCUCAUAUCUACCAAAAGUCCCCAACUUGAUUCCACAAUCCAACACCCUUCCUCCUCAAUUGAACUCACCAAUCGGAGCCCUCUGCAAUUCGGUUGUUGCUUUGAUCCAAAAAAAAAACGACGACGACGGAUCAGGCGGCGGAGACGAGGGCGGAGCCGGACUGUAUGGUAGGUCCGGUGGUGGAGGCGAGAAGAGGACAUGACUGUAUGGUUGGGUUGGAGUGCUUUCUGGACAUCGUCAGGGCUCUAGGGAUGGGCUCAUGCCUCUCCGUCACCGGCGACGGCCGCGUGUCGUCGUCCUCGGCGCCGAGCAGCAAGAGGAGGAGGAGGCUGGCCGGGAACUCGCCGUCUCCGACUGCGGUGACGUCACCGGUCUCGUCGAUGGAGAUGUGGCUGCAUAGGGUUCCGGGGAGGCUGUUCCUGAAUGGCUUCUCUGAUGUGGCUUCCUUGUUCAGCAAGCAAGGCAGGAAGGGUGUCAAUCAGGACGCUAUGAUUGCUUGGGAGAAUUUCGGCUCGAAGGAAGAUACAAUAUUUUGUGGUGUGUUUGAUGGACAUGGUCCUAGUGGUCAUAUGGUGGCAAAGAAGGUGAGGGAUUCUCUGCCUUUGAAAGUCAGCUCACAGUGGGUGUUGAACACCAGCGCAGCAGAUGUUAACCGCGCGGGUGCGUCUGAGGAGAACAAGGAUAGGGACGGGGGAUUCUUUGACUCAUUGAAAGAUUCGUUUUUGAAGGCCUUUAAGGUUAUGGACAAGGAGCUUAAGUUGCAUCCUCGUAUUGAUUGCUAUUGUAGUGGGACAACUGCAGUUACCAUGGUCAAGCAGGGUCAGGAUCUUGUUAUUGCAAAUAUUGGGGACUCAAGAGCUGUGCUAGGCACAAGAGAUCAAGACGGUUCUCUCAUUGCUGUUCAGUUGACUGUAGACUUAAAACCAAAUCUUCCGAGGGAAGCUGAGAGGAUCACCUUAUGUAAAGGUCGAGUAUUUGCUCUCCACAACGAGCCUGAUGUCACUCGUGUUUGGUUGCCCAACAGCAAUUCUCCAGGACUUGCGAUGGCCCGGGCUUUUGGAGAUUUCUGCCUAAAGGAUUAUGGUUUAAUCUCUGUCCCUGAUGUUUCUUAUCGCUGCCUCACUGAGAAGGAUGAAUUUGUAGUAUUGGCAACUGAUGGAAUCUGGGAUGUUCUCUCAAACAAAGAAGUUGUGGAAAUAGUGGCAGCAUCCCCACGAGCAGCUGCUGCUCGAGCCCUGGUGGAGUUGGCCAAUCAAGCUUGGAAAUUUAAAUACUCAUAUGCCAAGGUUGAUGAUUGUGCCGUUGUUUGUCUCUUUCUCACUUCUAGUGCUUCAGACAAUACUUCCCUUUGCAUACCCGAGGGGAAAGUUAACUCUUUAGAAGUAGCUGACGUCGAUGGUGUUAAAAUAACUGUUUAAGUUGCUUCAGAAAUACCAUCUGAAAAAUUGGCUUAAUAUCAGGAUGUGAGUUGGUACAAGAACAUCGGUUGCAUGCUUCUUUUUGGCGUGGUACAAUCGCCUAUUCCUAAGCCUUCUUGAUUUGAGCAGUAGCAAGGUUUUAUUAGCUCCGUUCUUAUUGUGUAUAUUUCUCGUCAUUCUUUCAA
Messenger RNA from Argentina anserina (silverweed cinquefoil), 1678 nucleotides. RefSeq names its product probable protein phosphatase 2C 33. The coding region runs from base 240 to 1493 and encodes 417 amino acids. Gene Ontology annotation, molecular function: protein serine/threonine phosphatase activity. The transcript is spliced from 6 exons. The record is from RefSeq and is a predicted model, not a curated record. Gene Ontology annotation, biological process: peptidyl-threonine dephosphorylation. NCBI's taxonomy places the organism in Eukaryota, Viridiplantae, Streptophyta, Magnoliopsida, Rosales, Rosaceae.